UAAUCCAUACAGGCUUGAGAUUACGAUGAUAAACUCUCGUGUUUUUUUUAUAACAGCGAUUUCAGCGCUCAUUCUUUACCAUGUGUUUUAAGUGUAUAGUUGUGUUAAGUAUUCUGAUCAAUGGAUGCUGGAGUGCGACUGAACAGCUGAAGUUUCCUGAAACAUUCAUGUUCGGGGCUGCUUCAGCUGCAUACCAAAUUGAAGGGGCGUGGAAUGUCAGUGAUAAAAGUCUCAGCAUAUGGGACAAACUUCUUCACGACCGUCCUGAGCUGGUGGUGGACCGCAGCAAUGGAGACGUGGCCUGUGACUCCUACCACCUGUGGAGGAGGGACAUUGAGAUGAUGCAGGAGUUAGGGCUGAAUAUGUACAGGUUCUCCAUAUCUUGGCCUCGUCUGCUACCUACUGGGUUUCCGAACUAUAUCAGCGAGGAUGGCAAGAACUACUACAACAACCUGAUCGACGGUCUUUUGGAGAAGAAAAUACAGCCUCUGGUUACCAUAUACCACUUCGACCUUCCACAGUCUUUGCAAGACUUAGGUGGCUGGGCGAAUCCCCUAAUAGCAGACUGGUUUGCGGAUUACGCGAAUGUGGUAUUUUCCUUAUACGGAGAUCGAGUGAAGUACUGGGUCACAAUCAAUGAGCCUAUGGGGGUCUGUGACGGGGGCUACGCGGAAUUCGCAGCCCCCUAUUUCAAUGACCCCUAUGUGGGCAAGUAUUUGUGCAAUAAGAAUGUUAUGUUGGCACACGCGAAAGCCUACAGGAUCUAUGAUGAGUUGUACCGGGAUAAAUAUCACGGAAAGCUAUCCGUAACAACUUUGUUCUUCUGGUUCAAACCAGUCGAGCCAGAAGACCAAGAAGCUACCGAUUUGACCAUCGAUCUAUGGGCAGGCAGAUACACUCACCCAAUAUUUUCAAAAGAAGGUGGUUGGCCGCGCAAACUGGAGAAGUUACUGAAUGAAAACGCUAAAAAACAAGGAUAUCACUACAGACUGCCUCCUUUCACUCCUGAAGAAAUUGAGCUGGUUAGAGGUACCUAUGACUAUUACGCUCUGAACCAUUACACAACGCGAGUGGUACGCCGGGCAAAGCCAGGUGAGAAGGCAGGCGCUUGGUUCUUUGAUGGCUCGGACGAACUUAACGUGCUGUUCAAUAAAGAUCCAAGAUGGAGGACCACCGAAGUCGGCUGGUUUGCUUUCUACCCAGAAGGUCUUCGGGAGCAGAUCCACUGGUUGAACACGACAUAUGACGUAAAGGAGAUAGUCAUUACUGAGAAUGGAGUACCCACUCUUGAAGAUGGAUUGGUCGAUAUUGUCAGGCUGGAUUACUAUAAGGAGUAUUUGGAACAGGUGCUGUUGGCUAUCAAUGAUGGAAUCAACGUGACUGGGUACACCGCCUGGACGUUGAUGGACAACUUCGAGUGGUUGGGUGGAUAUUUUUCAAAAUUCGGCCUUUACGCCGUAGACUUCAAGCACCCGAAUCGGACCCGCACACCCAGAGAGUCGGCGCGGUAUUUUUCAAAAGUGACGAGAAGUAGAAUGGUACAUCCUGUUGUAGACGAAACUAAAUUACAUUAUGUUAAAUGAUGUUUUAAAU
Molecule: messenger RNA, 1593 nt
Organism: Spodoptera exigua (beet armyworm)
Lineage: Eukaryota; Metazoa; Arthropoda; Insecta; Lepidoptera; Noctuidae
Source: the annotation of a GenBank genome assembly